UUCGCUGUUGCCUCUCAUCAGCUGCGGAUCUACUCGUUGAUCGAGCGGGUCCACGAAUUCGUCUCGCCACUGUUCCGUUUCGCGCGCGAUUGAAAGAACAGCCGUUUAAAGAGAGGAGAGAGAAAAGAGUCUCGUCAAGUUUCGGAGAUCCUAGAUUUUAAAAUUCCGAAUUUUUCUAGUGUCGUUCUAGUGUCUGUUUUUUUUUCAAUAACAGAGAAAUAUCGAAACAGUUGAGUUCGGCCAAGUUCCGGAAAAGUGAAUCGCCCAACGCCUGUUGCACGACGAGCCAGAAGACGACGCGGUGCGGGUUGUUCUUCAUGUGUGGCUCCCUGGAGAUCGGCGAGGAACGCCAGCGUCGGGUCGCUAUGAUGGAGUCCCUGUGCCAGGUGAACGGCACGAAGAGCAACGGCGGCAGCAACGGGGCCAACGAGAGCAACGCCAACAACGGGAACAACAACAGUCACAACAACUCAGACUGUCCGGAUCCGCAGCAGAGGCUGGCGGUGCUCAGUUUCGAGCAGGUACGACGAUUGAACGACGUGAUGAACGAGGUGGUGUGCAUCCACGGCCGUGGAAACUUCCCCACGUUGGAAGUCCGUUUGAGAGACCUGGUGACCGUGGUCCGUAGCAAACUGGAGUCCGACCCGAGCAAUGGCGGUGCCGGUAUGAGGGUACGCGACAUAAGAUUGAACGGCGGCGCUGCCUCUCACGUUUUGGCCACCGAGUCGCAGCCGUACAACGACCUGGACCUGAUAUUCGCGGUGGAGCUGUCGAGCGGCCGAAACUACGACAAGGUGAAGGCCGCGGUGCUCGGCUCGUUGUUCGACCUGCUGCCGGAAGGUGUCAGCCGUAAGCGGAUCACCACGUGCAGCCUGAAGGAAGCGUACGUGAGCAAGAUGGUGAAAGUGAACAACGACGGGGACCGAUGGUCCCUAAUCUCCCUUGGGAAUUCCCGUGGCCACAGGAACGUCGAGCUGAAGUUCGUCGACUCGAUGAGGCGGCAGUUCGAGUUCUCGGUCGACUCGUUCCAGAUCGUGCUCGACUCGCUCCUUCUGUUUUACGAGUGCAGCAAGCUGCCGAUCGGCGAGAACUUCUAUCCGACGGUGGUCGGCGAGUCGGUGUACGGUGACUUCCAAGAGGCGUUGUACCACCUUCACAAGAAGCUGAUCUCGACGAGGCAUCCGGAAGAGAUACGCGGCGGCGGCCUGCUCAAGUAUUGCAACCUCCUGGUCAAGAUGUACAAGCCAUCUCAGCCCGAUUACAUAAAGACCCUCGAGCGGUACAUGUGCUCGAGAUUCUUCAUCGAUUUCCCCGACAUCAGCCAGCAGCGCGCCAAACUCGAGAACUACCUGUGGAAUCACUUCGUCGGGCCCGAGGAGGAAGCUCUCAAGUACCAGUACCUGAUGUUGCUCCACAGCGUGGUCGAGGAGUCCACCGUGUGCCUGAUGGGCCACGAGAGACGGCAGACACUCGCGCUCAUCGAGAACCUCGCCUACCAAGUGUUCUGCCAGGAGCAACAGCAACGGCUGACGAAUCAUCAGCAAGCACCGCCCGGACCACCGGCCACCUACGUUUACGCGAACGGUUACUAUUACGCUCCAGUGAUACCCACCGCGUGCUACACGUGCACCUGCAACUCGUGGAUGGCGUGCUCGUCGUGAUGCGACAUUGACGCCAAUGCCAUCGUCGCCGCUAGCACCGCCAUUAUCACCGCUACGACCGCCACCGGUACCGUCACCGACGUCCGCGAUAUCUCUACCAUCUUCGGAAAUCAUCAAACUACCGACGAACCUCUGCUCACCGACCGGCAAGGCGAACGUCCUCGCUCGGGCCACCAUCGACGCGACGCUGAUCGCUCUAGUUCCCAUUUGGUCGAAAAUCUCGAGGAGCAACGACGAUGUCGAUCGUCGAUCGUUCGCGACAACAGGCCAAAGCAGCAGCGGAGUUGCUUGUUCCUCAGUUGACGCUUGGACACUCGUCGAACGCCGAACAACACCGAUCGAGAUCCGUAGUGUGACGUAGACGAGAGACGUUCUCGUCGAGAUAAAGGA
This is a messenger RNA of Frieseomelitta varia, 2051 nucleotides long. RefSeq names its product terminal nucleotidyltransferase 5C. The record is from RefSeq and is a predicted model, not a curated record. Gene Ontology annotation, biological process: mRNA stabilization. Gene Ontology annotation, molecular function: RNA binding; poly(A) RNA polymerase activity. The transcript is spliced from 2 exons. Bases 318 to 1661 code for a protein of 447 amino acids. NCBI's taxonomy places the organism in Eukaryota, Metazoa, Arthropoda, Insecta, Hymenoptera, Apidae.